AUGUCCUUCAUCACCGUCGCCGCGGCGACCUUGCCAAGCGUCCCUCUCGACUUCAAGGGAAACCGCGACAGGAUUCUGGAGUCCAUUCGGAUCGCCAAGGAGCAGGGCGCAACCCUCAGGACCGGCCCGGAGCUGGAGAUUCCCGGCUAUGGCUGUCUCGACCAUCAUCUUGAAGGAGAUACCUUCCUCCACAGCUGGGAGGUGCUCGCCGAUAUCAUCGCCGAUCCUGUAUGCAAGGAUAUGCUCAUUGACUUGGGCAUGGGCUGCCGUCAUCGAAAUGUUCGCUACAACUGUCGCGUUCUCUGCACCUACAAGCGCAUCUACCUCAUCAGACCAAAGCAAAGUCUUGCCAACGACGGCCUAUACCGCGAAGCCCGUCAUUUCUCGGCGUGGACGAAACUCCGAGAGAUAGAGACGUACUACCUGGAGGCCGUGGCCGCCAAGGUCACAGGCCAGAAGACGGUUCCCAUCGGCGACAUGAUCCUCAGCACUCUCGACACUGCCGUGAGCUGUGAGACCUGCGAAGAGAUGUUUUCGCCCUUGAACCCGUCGACGUUCCUCGGACUUAACGGGGCCGAGAUCAUCCUCAACAGCAGUGCCAGCCACGCCGAGCUGCGGAAGCUGAAGACCCGUCUUGAUCUCAUAUCGAACUCCACUCGAAAACUGGGCGGUAUCUACGUUUAUGCCAAUGCGACUGGGGUCGAUGGCGAGGCGCGUAUGCUGUUCGAUGGUUCAAGCAUGGUGCUUGCCAACGGAAAGGUACUGUCUCAGUCCUCCCAGUUUUCACUAAAGCCGGUAGAGGUCAUCAUUGCUACGGUCUCGGUCGAAGAAGUCCGGAGCUACCGCUCGAGUAUCUCACGGAAUUUCCAAGCCGCAGCCCAGCCCGAUUUCCCCAGAGUCGAAUGCGAUCUGCGUUUGACAAGACCUGCUGACGAGGUGUAUUUGUCGGACCAUCUACGCAUUGCCAAAGAGGUGGAGCUCAAGAUUCUUGAUCCCAUGGAAGAGAUUGCCAUGGCCCAGGCAGUCUUCCUCUGGCAAUACCUUUGCCGCACAAACUCCCCUGGGUACUUCCUUGCCCUAAGUGGCGGCUUGGAUUCUUCAACAGUCGCGCUCUUCGUCUACAGCAUGGCCAAGCUUGUGCUCCAGUCCAUUGAUGCCGGGGAGAUGUCAACUCUGGAUGAUCUUAGACGCGUCACCGGUGACAAGACGUUCAUGCCCGAGACGCCAGAGGAGAUUGUCUCUAGGCUGCUCCAUACAUGCUACAUGGGCACGGUCAACAGCGGAGAUGACACGAGAUCAAGAGCCUCCCGGCUCGCGGCUGAGCUUGGUGCCUAUCACUCUGAUAUUUCGAUUGAUGAGGCUGUGCAGGCUCACGAGGCCAUCAUCGAGAAGACGCUCAACUUUAAGCCCAGAUACGGGGUUGAAGGUGGCAGUCCAGCAGAGAAUCUUGCGCGUCAGAACAUCCAAGCAAGAAACCGUCUAGUCGUUCAGUACGAACUAGCUCAACUUUCGACAACAGCGAGACAGCUCCCGCGAGCGGGGGCGGCACUUCUGGUGCUGGGCAGUGGAAACGUUGAUGAGAAUCUCCGUGGUUACUACACAAAGUACGACGCAUCGUCAGCGGACAUUGCCCCUCUUGGGAGCAUCUCAAAGACCGACGCCAAGAGCUUCCAGGCCUGGGCCAAAGACCAAUGGGACCUGCCUAUCAUGACCGAGUUCCUUGAGGCGACGCCGUCGGCGGAGCUUCUUCCUCUAUCCGCCGGAGUGCAGGAUGAUGAAGCAGACACGGAGAUGGGCCUGACGUACAGCGAACUGUCGGAAUUCGGUAUCCUGAGAAAGGUACACAAGCUGGGCCCGUGGUCAACCUACCUUCAGCUCCUAGGAGACUGGAAAGAGAGACCAGGCUACGGCCCGCGGCAGAUUGCCGAGCGGGUCAAGAGGUUCUUCCGUUUCUACUCCAUCAACCGCCACAAGGCCGUCAUUCUCACCCCUUCACCGCAUCUCUCGGCGUACAACCCUGACGAUAACCGCCACGAUCUCCGGCCGUUCUUGUACGUCGCCACGUGGCCAUGGCAAUUCGGCAAGAUUGACGCGCAUGCGCAGGAGCUCGAGAGGAAGAUCGCGGACAGGGAUAGACCAGCGGAGUCUCAGUACAACGCGGUCGACUAG
Molecule: messenger RNA, 2169 nt
Organism: Colletotrichum higginsianum IMI 349063
Lineage: Eukaryota; Fungi; Ascomycota; Sordariomycetes; Glomerellales; Glomerellaceae
Product: Glutamine-dependent NAD(+) synthetase
Exons: 7
Coding region: 1-2169 (722 amino acids)
Biological process (GO): NAD+ biosynthetic process
Cellular component (GO): cytoplasm
Molecular function (GO): NAD+ synthase (glutamine-hydrolyzing) activity; glutaminase activity; ATP binding
Source: RefSeq, a predicted model, not a curated record